AUGGAUUACGACUUCAAAACAAAGCUGGCUGCCGAGCGAGAAAGAGUAGAAGAUCUGUUCGAAUAUGAAGGUUGCAAAGUGGGUCGAGGCACCUACGGGCACGUUUAUAAAGCUAAGCGCAAAGACGGGAUAGACGAGAAGGAAUAUGCACUGAAACAGAUAGAAGGCACUGGAAUUUCAAUGUCUGCCUGCAGGGAAAUUGCACUGUUACGGGAAUUGAAACAUCCAAACGUGAUCGCCCUACAGAAAGUGUUCCUGUCCCACAGCGACAGAAAAGUUUCGCUCCUGUUAGACUACGCUGAACAUGACCUUUGGCAUAUUAUCAAGUUCCAUCGUGCCUCCAAGGCCAACAAAAAGCCCAUGCAACUGCCCAGAGGGAUGGUGAAAUCGCUUCUGUAUCAGAUUCUGGAUGGGAUCCAUUACCUCCAUGCCAAUUGGGUCCUACAUAGGGAUCUGAAACCAGCUAACAUCUUGGUAAUGGGAGAAGGACCUGAACGAGGAAGGGUUAAAAUCGCUGACAUGGGUUUCGCAAGACUCUUCAACUCUCCCCUCAAGCCACUGGCUGACCUCGACCCUGUGGUGGUGACCUUCUGGUAUAGGGCUCCCGAGCUACUCUUAGGGGCCCGGCACUACACCAAAGCUAUUGAUAUCUGGGCUAUUGGCUGCAUCUUCGCAGAGCUGCUAACGUCAGAGCCCAUUUUCCAUUGUCGCCAGGAAGACAUCAAGACCAGUAACCCCUUUCAUCAUGACCAGCUAGACAGGAUAUUCAGCGUCAUGGGUUACCCAGCAGAUAAAGACUGGGAAGACAUCAGGAAGAUGCCUGAAUAUCCAACGCUUCAAAAAGACUUCAGAAGAACAACAUAUGCAAAUAGCAGCUUGAUCAAAUACAUGGAGAAACAUAAGGUCAAACCGGAUAGCAAAGUUUUCCUGUUGCUCCAAAAACUGCUAACAAUGGACCCUACCAAAAGAAUCACAUCAGAACAAGCACUUCAGGACCCCUACUUCUUGGAGGACCCUUUACCAACCACUGAUGUGUUCGCUGGGUGCCAGAUUCCAUACCCAAAGAGAGAGUUUCUCAAUGAGGAUGAACCAGAGGAGAAGACGGAAAAGACUCAACAACACCAGCAGACAACAGGCCAGAACCAGACGCAGAACCAGCAACAAGCGGCGACCCAGCAGGCCCCAUCUCAGCAGAACUCAACUCAAACCAAUGGCACUUCUGGGGCUACGGUAGCCAACGCUGGCGGGGGUUUACACGGGCAGGACCAGGGCGGACCAAAUAAAAAACCUCGUAUAGGGCCCUCUGGUACCUCUUCAGGCACCGGAGUGCUCCAGUCAGAGUACCAGCACUCCACUUCCCGCCUUGGUUACCAAAGCACCCAAGGUCCCAAUCAGCCACAGAGCACCAUGGGAUACACCUCGUCAUCCCAACAAAGCUCCCAGUACUCCCACCAGACCCAUCGUUACUGA
Molecule: messenger RNA, 1470 nt
Organism: Nerophis lumbriciformis (worm pipefish)
Lineage: Eukaryota; Metazoa; Chordata; Actinopteri; Syngnathiformes; Syngnathidae
Source: RefSeq, a predicted model, not a curated record